Messenger RNA from Plasmodium vivax (malaria parasite P. vivax), 2118 nucleotides. RefSeq lists its product as hypothetical. NCBI's taxonomy places the organism in Eukaryota, Apicomplexa, Aconoidasida, Haemosporida, Plasmodiidae. The transcript has a single exon. The record is from RefSeq and is a predicted model, not a curated record. Bases 1 to 2115 code for a protein of 704 amino acids.
AUGUAUCUGGAAAAGGAGGACAACUACAUCAUAGAUAAGAACAGAAUCGACAGUGUGAACAAAUAUAUUUACACGAAAUUCCCCACAUUUGACCUGCACAAGAAGGUAAAAAAUUACAACAAUAGGAUAUCCGAAUUGAUGAUAGAAAAUGAAAAGUUAAAAAAGUAUAAAAGCAAUUUGGAGAAAAGAAUCAUAAGAGGUAACGAAAAUUUUGAAGUCAAUUUUAUGAAGUAUGAGCUAGCCAUUUCGAAUGCCUUACGUAUUGGCUAUUCAUGCAUAUUCCUAUGCAACACAUUAAAUAAGAUUAUAGACAGGUAUAAGAUAGCCGUCUUGAGGGAGCUACUCAGAAGAAGGGAUCAAUUCAAAAACAAUCUCAUCAAAUCGUACAUGAAUAAGAAUUCGUAUGAUAAGCUAUUCAUAAACAGCAUGGUUAUGAAGAUAGAGGGGGUGUAUGAACGGAACAGGCAUUUUGUCACUACCGUUUUGGUUAUCCUAGUGAAGAAUAAAUUGAGAGAUAUUUUCAAAUUGUUCGUCUGCAACGUUUUGGGGAUUCCCACUGGGGGGGUCUAUACCUUCCGCGGUUUGUCCUCUGGAAGGGAAAACUCCAAUAGGGUGACGUCCUCCAGAAGGGGGGAUGGCCGCUAUAUGGAGCUAACCACGGAUGAAAGAAUCAAGUACACAUCUGGGUUUAUAAAAUUAAUGGACGUUUUAAAAAGUAGAGUUUACGGAACAGUUAGGGUUUGCUUCAUCAGUUUGAAGAGGCAUAAUGAUGAGUACGAUUUGUACGCACGUGGUGUGUGGAGGUCCUUCCCACUUAGCAAAAGGGAGAGGACCCAGUUUGCCACGAACGAGGGUGAGGCGAAAAAAGGGGAAGUCCAAAAUUGCGUAAGAGACAAGGGUAACAGUCGGAAUGGUGAAUUAUUCAGGGGUUAUGCCUUCUUGGUGGGGCAAAAAUUAAUCGCCAGAGGGGACACCCGUGAUGAUGAUGAUCGGUCUAACAUAGAAUGUGAUCGCUCAAGCAGUAGCAGCUACUUACCCCACCCCAGUGACGUGUACAAUUAUCUGUACUACCAGGAACUUCUAAAAAUUAAGGACAAGUUAUCAGCCAGACUGAUGGAUGAUGAAAAUGGCGAUCUGGUAAACUACAAAUUUAUGGAGAGAAAUGGAGAGGUAUACUGCUUGAGGGGAAAUGGGAAGGACGGGGGUUCAUCGGUUGGGGAUGCAACCAACCGGAGCAGCGUUAUAGGGAAUAUGCCUACACAAAGUUGGUUACCCCAGAGUGGUGGCCGCCCACGUACGAGGGAAAACGAAAUGGCUAGCCGGCUCGAUGACCAAGUGGGCAGGGUACCAACCGAUCCCAACGUUGGUUUUCGCGAAAGGGAAGGCGGCGAUGUCCACAGGGGGAGAGUUGUAAGUUUUGCCUUAUCAGAUCGAGGGGGUAAUCCAACUGUGGGUAGCAGUUUUUAUGAGCAGAAAAAGAGAGUCGGGUUUAACCUAAGGGGGAGGGCAAAUUACGCGGGUUCAGAGGGUUUGCGCGGGUAUGCGGCAGAUGGGAGGUUCGCGGCAAAUGGGGGGUACGCCGCAAAUGGGGAUUACGCAGCAGAUGGGGAUUACACAGGCGCUGCUGCACGCAGCGAGCCGUACGACGUGUACGAAGUGGAGAACUGCACAGGCGAGGGAAACGCCAAAACGCUGGUCCCGCUCAGCGACAUGGAGAACAAUUUCAGGGGCAUAAUGUCGCAGGUGAGCGAGGAUAAUGAGAAUGCCCCGGAGGGUGAGGCGGGUGAGGAGGAGGAUGUGGAUGAUGUGGAUGAUGUGGAUGAUGCGGGUGAAGCGGGUGAAGCGAGUGAGGAGUAUACGGCGCGCGAGCUGUGCGAGACGUACUCGGGCAGUCGCAAUUUGUGUGAGCAAAGCAUUGCCAACAUAACGGAUGGGCUGAGCAGAAUUCAGGAAGAGAAUUUUCUUUGCCUUGUAGGUGAAGGCCCACCGGAUGUGCUCGAAGUGAACGCCAGGGGUCAGUACUACUUCGGGGAGGACGGGGGGUAUGGCGUGGGCGACGAGGAGGGAUGGACGUGGGGCGCGCCGCGCAAAGUGUUGUGCGCCAUUAGGAAGUGAAGC